Drosophila mojavensis is the source of this 1661-nucleotide messenger RNA. Its product is annotated as methyltransferase-like protein 17, mitochondrial. The transcript is spliced from 3 exons. The record is from RefSeq and is a predicted model, not a curated record. Gene Ontology annotation, molecular function: structural constituent of ribosome; methyltransferase activity. Gene Ontology annotation, biological process: translation. Bases 100 to 1536 code for a protein of 478 amino acids. Gene Ontology annotation, cellular component: mitochondrial small ribosomal subunit. Lineage: Eukaryota; Metazoa; Arthropoda; Insecta; Diptera; Drosophilidae.
AAUGUGGUAAUCGUGUUGCACAAUUUAUCAAGGAAUUUCAACGGGCGCCACAUGCUUGUGUUUAUUUACCUUUUGUGCUAUUAAAUAAGUCCAUUUAAAAUGGCUUCGCUUUUUAUGCUGGACACAGCUGGCCAUAUAAUGCUCGCGCCGCGACUUUUUCUGACGAGCACACACCUGCUGAAGCGAUACACCUGCAAAAUAAGCGCAGCAGUCGAGCCGGCAGUACUUGCCGACUUGGAGCAAGCGGCGAUCAAACCGAGGAAACAUCCCGGCAUUAUAAAACCCAACUUCAUCGAGCUACCCAAGCAACUGAGCGACACGUUAAAACGCAUUGUGGGCGAUCAUCCUGUGAAAAAAGUUCUGCGCGACAGUGAGCUGCUCAAUCGUUAUAUAAAAGCGCGCCAUCCGCCGCCAACGCCGUUGGAAAUCGAAAAUAAGAAACGACUGAUUAUAGAAGAGAUCAAUGCAAAGAUGCCAUUGGAACGGCUUGCCACGCUCAGCGAGGAGGAGGCGGCGCGUUGGCAGCGAAAGCGUGAAUUAGAGAUUAAUAGGCGUUUGGGUCAGCGCACAUACGCUUGGAAACCCAUCGAAUACGGCACCUACGAAGCUAUCGUCUAUGCCGUGGGCAGAGCGGCCCAGGAGUAUGCGGUAAUGAAGCGCGUGCUCUCCGAAAUUCAAUUGCGCGAUGAACACUUCAAGCCGCGCAGCUACAUCGAUUUUGGCUCAGGCAUCGGUACCGGCAUGUGGGCGGCUAGUGAACUGUGGCGUGACAGCAUCUUUGAGUAUUACAAUGUGGAUCGAUCAAGGGAGAUGAACGAACUAUCUGAGCUCAUCUUACAGCAGGGACAAGAGAAUAAACAGAUUGCGUUGCGCAAUGUUUUCUAUAGACAAUUUUUGCCCGCCAUCGAUACAAAAUAUGAUUUAGUUAUUAUUUCACACACAUUAUUCGAGCUGCCCGACAAGCAGCACCGCCAGGAGGCUCUUUUAAAUCUGUGGCGCAAAUGCGAUGGCUACAUGGUGAUCGUGGAGGAGGGCACACGCAAAGGCAGUGAGCUAGUCAAUGAAGCUAGACGAUAUCUACUCCGUGCUGGCGAGGAGCAUGCCGGUCACACGCUGGCGCCAUGCCCGCACGAUUUGCGAUGUCCACGUCUUCGGGAUUUGGCAGAUCGUACGCCGUGCAACUUUGAAAUUGCCUAUACGCCACUGCGAAUUAGCAGCGAUUCAGUAGUGGAUCGUCGCACUUCUACGUAUAGCUAUGCAAUCUUAAAGAAGGGUCCCAUUACAGAUGCCACUCGCCAAUGGCCACGCAUUGUGCGUCCCACUUUGGUGCGUUCGAAGCAUGCGAUUUGUCGCGUUUGCACGGAAUCUGGCAAUUUGCAGGAGGUCAUCUUUACGGCAUCCAAGCACGGCAAAGCCGCCUACAGCUGUGCUCGAGUCAGUCGCUGGGGCGACCGUCUGCCAAUGGCCCUGGGCACGCCGCAAGCGAAGCAAAACAAAUCCAAACCGGAGCCAGCGGAACAAUCUGAACUGGCGUAACUCACAAUAGUGUUAAGGCAUUUUGUUGUUAACGAUACCCACGAUACUAAAUCGAUUGGCUUUAAAUAUAAAGCAAACAAUUUGUUGCUCUAAUUAAAUACAAACAAAUCGUUGCGCAGCGUAAA